Molecule: messenger RNA, 1230 nt
Organism: Colletotrichum graminicola M1.001
Lineage: Eukaryota; Fungi; Ascomycota; Sordariomycetes; Glomerellales; Glomerellaceae
Product: calcineurin-like phosphoesterase
Exons: 1
Coding region: 1-1230 (409 amino acids)
Cellular component (GO): cytoplasm
Molecular function (GO): hydrolase activity, acting on ester bonds
Source: RefSeq, a predicted model, not a curated record
AUGCCGACUCCGAAGCUGGAAGAGGCGCUCCAGCCGCGUCCCCCGCAGACGUCUCUCCAAUUGAUGGAGAGGAUAUGCCAGCUCGUCCUCGUCUUCGUCCUAUCCUUUGCCGCCAUGUUCCUAAUGAUGACCAAAAUCUCGCCUGGCAAGUGGCCUUUGACGGAGCCCUCGAUAAGCAAGCCAAGGCUCCAAGUGUCGUCUCAGCGUGACUACACCAUCGCCAUCUUCUCCGAUCUACACUUUGGCGAGCAGGAGUUCGGCUGGGGCAUAGAACAGGACCUCAACUCCACCCGAGUCAUGCGGUCGGUCUUGAAGUCUGAGCAGCCCGACCUGGUCGUUCUCAACGGCGACCUCAUCACAGGCGAGGACACGCACAAGGAGAACUCGACAGCCUACAUCGACCAAAUCGUGCAGCCACUCGUCCAGGGAAGCCAUCGGUGGGCCUCUGUCUACGGCAACCACGACUCCAAGAACAACCUGGACCGAGCGCAGCUCUUUCGCGCGGAGAAGGGCUACGACCUUUGUUACACGACGUCCAUGGGCGACGAUCUGCCGGGCAUCACAAACUACUACGUCCCCAUCUUCGAGGGAGACUCCCAAGACCCCAUGCUGCUGCUGUGGUUCUUCGACAGCCGCGGCGGCACUAGCUACCAGACAGAUUCCGAUAACAUGGACGACAUUCCAAACUGGGUCGCCCCCGAGACCGCCGCAUGGUUUACCGAGACCUACGAUGAGCUCAAGGAGAAGCACGGACGCGUCAUCCCGAGUGUUGCCUUUGUCCACAUUCCGCCGCACGUCUUCCUGGAAGCCCAGCAGUCCAAUCUGGACCCUGCCAAGUUCCCGGGAUUGAAUGCCGAAAGCCCGCUGGCCAUCCAGGGCCAGGGCACCGAGGACUCGCCCUUCAUCGAGGCGCUGCUCGAGGCCGAGGGCCUCCACAGCGUCUACGUCGGGCACGAUCACGGCGACUCCUGGUGUUCGACGUGGCCCGGCCACGCCGCCGGACUCGGCGCCGAGGCCCCGUUCCUCUGCUUCGCCAAGCACACGGGUUACGGCGGCUAUGGCACAUGGAAUCGCGGUGCACGUAUGAUCAAGCUUUCCUUCACAAAGGGCGGCGAACCUCAAAUGUCGGUCGAGUCAUGGGUCCGCAUGGAGGACGACCAGGUCGUCACACGCGUUUCCCUCAACGAAACGUACGGGGUGGACAGUUAUCCUUCCAACGUCGGCGAGUGA